CACUUUUUUCUCCCUACAGGCUAAAGUACGGUGCUUCCUCUGCCUGCACAUUCACACCAUACCUCGCCUCAUCUGCUUCACCGACACAGCUUGAAGGCAGAAAAGAAAACUGAGAAGAACCCAAAAGCAGGACAAGGAUCCAGACUAGUCCCAUUAUGCACCACUGAAAGAUUUCCCCAUCUUCCUUUUUAAAAGCAAUGUUGGUGGGAGCCAGAGGUCACAACACUGUUUGCAGAGUGUGUGUGGGGCCCCUCCCUAGCACAACUCCUGAGAUAGGAUGCCAGAAGCCUGCCCACCGACCCUGAGCUCCCCCGGGGCGUCAUGAACACCUACAGAGAUAGAGGGGUGACCUGCAACUCCUCAGACCUUCUGGAUGGAGCUGGAGGGUUACCACAAAACACUUCGCUUCGUCACACCCCUAAUGGCCAACCAGCUCCUGGCCCCACAGAACCAACGGCCCAUCCUCGCAUCUCUAUGCCCAAAAUGGGGGUUCGUGCCGUGGUCACCGAGUGGCCCCCUCGUCGCGCACAUUCCCGGGAGUCGCUGCUCGAAAACGGGCAGAACGGCAUCAAUCACUACGACGACUACUCCUUCACGUCGUCGAUUCUGUCGCCUGACGUUAGGCUGGUGCGAGGAGGGAUGGCCAGGCUGCCCCGCAGGUGGUCAAAGGACGUGGAGUUCAGAGGCGGAGGGUUCAGCGGCGAAAGAGGUUCGCCUCUCAGUCUAAGAGUCUUCCCGCCGUUGAGGCAGCGCUCCAACAGCGAGGUGACGCUCAGUGAGCAGGACGAAAACGAGGUGGACCCUCGAGUAAGCAUGGGGUUUGGGAACCGGUUCAGAGAGUAUGGCAGCACCUCUUCCAUAGACAUCCAGGGCAUUCCUGAGCAAGGUUUCUUUGAAAUGCUCAAUCAGUUUCAAAUGGAGAGGCCUGACCAGCGCAGCUCAGCUCCUGCACAACUGGGAGAGCUGCUGCGAGUUCCAGACUCAUCAUCGAAAGGUCCCUUCCCUGCCGCUCCCUCGCCUGGUCCCACAGGUGGGGACGAAAAAGGAACAGGGAGGAAAGAUGGCGCCGAGAGAGUGAGGAAGAAAAGCGGAGGGACGGAGUCGUCGCUGGGAACUUCCUCUUUGUUCCGGAAACUUCGGAGCUCUAGUCGAGGGGAGCUGGAUGGAGGAAAGGGAGAGGCUAUUGAGGAUAGGGGAGGGAGAGGCUCAACAGAUGCCUCCUACAAACCCUGGGUUUGCCCUAAGAGCUUCGUCCACUUUGAUGCUCAAAGCGUCCUGUUUGACCUCCACGAGGCGGCGGCUCAGCGCAGCUUUUCUGCUCAGAGGAGGAACACUGCCACGGGGGCAUCGGCCGCCUCGUCUCUGCCUGGCUCCAGACCCAGCCUGAACGACCCCAUUUACUCCAGCAUCGAGGAUCUGACCCUCAACCUCGAUCAGAGCUCCACAACCUCUUCCCUACCCACGGACCCUCUGGACGGGCCCGCAGCUCACAACACAAGCGCACUGCUCCUCUCCUGUCCCCACUUCCUCAAUGAGAUAGGACGGCACAAGGAGAGAAACGUGAGCUUCCUCAGCUCCUCGGCAGAGCGAGGAGAAGGAAAUGGAGAAAGAGGGUGGUUGAGGAAUAGUAAUGCCAGCAUGUCUGUGCUGGAGAUCCCAGAUGAAGAGCAGGAGAGGAGGCUGGAAAAACUGAAACUAUACAGCAUAGAGCAUGUGGACCUGGGGGCUCGCUACUACAGAGACUACUUCAAUGGGAAAGAGCACUCAAACUACUUUGGGACGGAUGAUAAGCUGGGCCCUGUGGCCGUGAGCAUUCGCAGGGAGAAAGUGGAGGACACCAAAGACCUGAAGGACCAGUACCAGUACCGCAUCAUCGUCAGGACCAGUGAGCUCGUGACCCUGCGAGGCUCCAUCCUGGAAGAUGCCGUGGCGUCGACAGGAAAACACGGCACCGUUCGAGGUCUCCCGCUCAAGGAGGUGCUGGAGCAGGUCGUUCCUGAGCUCAACGUCUCCUGCCUGAGACUGGCACUCAGCACGGCCAAAGUCACAGAACAGCUCCUUAAACUGGACGAACAAGGGCUGAGUCGCAAGCACAAGGUGGGCGUUCUGCUGUGUCGUGCUGGCCAGAGUACAGAGGAGGAGAUGUACAACAAUGAGGAGGCGUCGCCGGCCUUCUCUGCCUUCCUGGAGCUGCUGGGGGACCAGGUGCUCCUCAAAGGAUUCUCCAACUAUGCUGCACAGCUCGACACAAAGACCGACUCGACAGGCACCCACUCCCUUUACACCACCUACCAGGGCUAUGAGGUGAUGUUCCACGUGUCCACCAUGCUGCCGUACAUGCCCAGCAACCCACAGCAGCUCCUGAGAAAGAGGCACAUAGGCAACGACAUUGUCACCAUAAUCUUCCAAGAGCCUGGAGCGCUGCCUUUUACCCCUCAAAACAUCAGGUCCCACUUCCAGCAUGUCUUUGUCAUCGUCCGGGUCCAUAACCCCUGCUCCGACGGCACCUACUACAGCGUUGCUGUGACGCGGAUGGAGGACGUUCCCUCUUUCGGACCACCCAUCCCGGCCGGCGUCACCUUUCGAGACCCGGAGAACUUUCGCAACUUCCUCCUAGCCAAAGUCAUCAACGCCGAAAACGCGGCGCACAAGUCCGAUAAGUUCCACACCAUGGCGACGCGGACGCGGCAGGAGUACCUGCGGGACCUGGCCGAGAACUACGUCAGCAGCACGCCCCUGGACUCGGCUGGAAAACUGAACAACCUCAUCUCCCUCGCCUCUAAGAAACGUGAGCGCACGAAAGCAAGAGAGGGAGCGGAGCUGGAAGCAGCCGGGGCCGUCGCCUGGCGAGUCCUGGCCCAGGACUUCAGCGGAGGAGCAGCCGAGCUUCCCUGCGCUUUGGGUAUAUCGGCCGAGUACGUGGUCCUCAUCGACUGCUCCACCAAAGAGGUGGUGUUCAACUGUUUCUGCGGGGACGUGAUCGGCUGGACGCCUGAGCGGCUGGCGUUGAAGAUCUUCUACGGUAGAGGGGACCACAUUGCACUGAGAGUACCGGAGGGAUCGCAGCAGGACGUCAGGGAGAUGGUGCAGAGAUUAAAGUUGUUGACCAUAGGUUGUGAGACGGUGGAUAUGACACUAAGAAGAAAUGGACUGGGACAGCUGGGCUUUCACGUUCGCGUGGACGGCAUCGUGGCUGAGGUGGAGGAGUACGGCUUCGCCUGGCAGGCGGGACUGAGGCAGGGCAGUCGGCUGGUGGAGAUCUGCAAGGUGGCCGCCGUGACGCUCACCCACGACCAGAUGCUUGACCUGCUGAGGACGUCGGUCACUGUCAAAGUGGUCAUCAUUCCUCCGUAUGAAGAGAGCAAACCUCGCAGGGGCUGCACAGAGGAGUACGAGAUGAAGACCAUGGAGCAGAAACCUGAGCCUGAGCCUCUGGCAGCAGGAUACAGACCUUCCCCCCGACAAACGUGGCGAUGGGAGAGCUCACCCAUUCCUCCAGGGCUCCACAGCGGUCCCAUCCCGCCGCGCUGGGGCCCCGUGGGCCCCCCGCCUCCGCUGUCACGCGCACACAAGUCCAUGAUGCCAAUUCCUUACAGAGAGCCACAGCACCUCAGCUCCAAGAGGCCUGUAAGCUACCCAGAGAACCACUACAGCGUAUCUCCUGCAGGGGGCGACAGAGUCCUGCCCUACAGGAACCCCUCGGCCAGCUUCUCCACGCCCUCCCCAGGUCUGGUCGCCUUCUCCGUCAUGGGCUCACCUGGAAUCCCUCCAGGCUCCUUCGUACGCUACAAGCCCUCGCCUGACAGGUAUGGACCAAGCCAGCGCCUCCUGCCACACUUUGAACCCCACUUCAGUGUGGACGUCUCCUCUAGUGGAGAGUCCUCCUCGGGCUUCACCAGCCAGGAGAGCACCAUGGAGCGCUGCAAACCAGAGCCCCUCUGGCAUGUCCCCGCGUCAUCGUCUCGAGGACCAGGUGGCGGCGGGGGGCAGCGGAGAAUAACCAGACAGGAUGUCCCGGCCAAAGACUCUCCAAACAGACACUCAAAGACGCUGCAGGGCGAGGCGCAGUACUCCAGCCACUCCAGCAGCAACACGCUGUCCAGCAACGCGUCCAGCAGCCACAGCGACGAGCGCUGGUUCGACGCCGCACCCGGAGGGGAGCGGGCAGGCGGCGGAUUCCCUGGCGACCCGGCCGACUCUGACCCGGACCUUUUCAACAAGGGCGGCUCCAAUGACAGCGGCAUCGAGGCCUCCACGCACUACAACAGCACCCACCGCGCAAACAAGUCCAGCAACCACCCCCAGAAGGCCAUGCACCCCUCGGCGACCUACAGCGGCUUCCCAGAGCUGUCGGCGGGAAGGAGGAGCGACGGGGGAGAGUCAAGGAGGCGAGAGUCUUCACCCGUUAGGCCCGCCGCUGCCAGUCAGAGCAAAGGAUACCCGGCGAAGACGUUCCCGCCUCCCGGCUCCAGCGCUGAAAAAGUGGAUGUCUUCAAACCCAGGGCCUUCACACCGCAGGGCUACAAGACGCCGACAGCAGAGAAGGCACGACCCGUUCGAGCCUCGACCACGACGCCCACCUCGGCUCAGAUGGGCUCCGCCCCCAAGGCGCUUUACGGGAAGAGCAAACCGAGCAGCCGGCAGACGGAGGAAGUCACGACACCGUCUACAAACACGACCAAAUCUUCCAGCUCUGAGAGCAACAACAACAAAAACAGGCAGGUGGACACGAAUUCAAAGAACGUGUUCGGGCAGCCUCGGCUCCGGGCGUCGCUGCGAGACCUUCGCUCUCCACGUCGGACGUACAAGAGCACCAUCGAAGACGACCUGAAGAAACUGAUCAUCCUCAACGACGACCCCAGUGAGACGCCUCCGUCCGACCCGUCUCCCAGACACACCCUGCAGCGCACGUUUUCAGACGAGUCGCUGUGCAGCGGGCGCAGAGACGCCGCCUUCGCCUGCUCCGACAGCCAAAGCUCGCCCAGUGACCUGCUGUUCACCUGCACGCUUCCCACACGCAAACACUCGAGCUCCUCCAACAACUCCAACCACUCGCAUAAUAAAAAGAGUAGGUUUCCCUCCGUCCUCCAACCUCCUGGCAGGGUUCUCUCUCUUUCUGGAGCUCAUCAGCUCCUCCCUCUCUCCUCAGUGCCACUGUCUGCGUCGGAGCUGUCCCUGACGGAAAUCAAAGACAAAGUCCCCCCGCUGAGGAGGCUCGACCCUGGGCUGAUGCCGCUCCCUGACACCGCCGCUGGGCUGGAGUGGUCCAGCCUGGUCAACGCCGCAAAAGCCUUUGAAGCACAGAGAGCGGUUUCUCUCUUCUCUCUGACCGAGCCGCAGCCCGGCGCUCCAGAGACGAGACCGGCCUCCAGCCCCGUUCAGUUCAACACUCCUCAGACUCCACGCACCACACCGACCUUCAGUGGAGACGAGGUGCCCAAUGACGUGUCGGGUCGGCUCCACCAACUCGAAGUGAUGCUGAAACAGCUGAACAAUGAUCUGGAGAAGGAGAAGCAGGAUAAAGUCGUCCUGCUGGCAGAGAUGGCGAACCUGAGAGAAAACAACCAGCGGCUGCAGGAGGAGAGUCAGACGGCCAGCGAGCAGCUGCGCAAGUUCAACAUGCUCCUCACCAACCUCCAGCCUGGAAGUGAGCAUGAGGCUCAGCCCGUGAUGCAGGACAGCAGCUCCCAGAGGGACUGAUGGACCAGAACCAGGCUGGGGAGGGGGGAGGGGGGGGGUGUUCAAGCUACGAAUCACAUUUACCUACCCAGUGGGCUGCCUUAAACCAGAGACGGUGAGAACGGACCACCGGGACUUGUUGUAACACACAGCUCUCCCAGAGUCUGGGCCUGUGUGUCCUCUGAGCCCGUUUAUUUUUCUAAACUGACGUGAAAACAUCUCACUGGGACUCGUGAUGCUACUUAUGCUGCAGGAGUCGCCAGGAGAGGAGGUCCUGACUGUUUUAGAGAACACUUUCGUCACCCGGAGAGGCCUAAUACUGUUUCUGCAGCAAAUCAGCCAAAAAAAAACAAAACACAAAAGAGACGGCGUCUCCCAGAAUGCACUGCACACGCCUGUGUGGUACGAUUCUCAUGCAUUAAUAUCAUCAAGGUCGACCUAAUAUACUAAAGAGAGAGAGAGAGAGAGAUGUGUGUGGAGGUAAAAACUCCUCAGAGGCACUACAGUGUUUGUGCUCGAUGCAGCAGGCAUUUACUUCCUUUAGUGUGUGUGUGUGUGUGUGUGUGUGUGUGUGUGUGUGUGUGUGUGUGUGUGUGUGUGUGUGAGAUAAGUGAUGAACAAACUUUUUUACUGUAAUAUCGGCCCUUCAGGCUGUUCUCCAUCAGCACGGAUGAACUGCGGCUCUCAGACGUGAAACCUGCCGCCGUCGUUCUGAUCUGAGAAGAUGUCAUGAAACUAAAGCUCAGUGAAACGAUAACUUCAUAUCUUCUAGCUCCCCUGUCUUAGCAGCACCCGAUCAUCUCAGAUCCGCACGUCUCCGGGUCUUUUCUUUUAACCUCCGCAAGCGCGUCUCUGAAAGAACAGCGGCGUCAUUUUGAGAAUUCAGCUUUUUUUUAUUUGGAGUCCUGCGUGAACGAGCCAGUCGGCGUACGGUGUUGCUAAACACCGAAAGUUUUACGAUUUUACUAAGAAAAUAUAUGUUUAGCAUAAAUUAUUUCACUAACAUUUAGAUCAAUGUUCAGCUUUCAUGCUAGUAACUGUUGAAUAAGAAAGGACUCAAAAACAAUGUUUUUUAAGGUAAAAGCUCCGUCUGGCUUUUCUCAGGAGGAAAAAAUUGAGCCAAUUCCCUCAAAAUGUCAGCCUGUCCCUUUAAUUUAAGUCCAUAUGAAGCUCCUCCGUCACCCUGGACACACGCUGGACACACGCUGCCAUGAAGCAUGUACUGCACACUAACCACCAUGUGGGCGUGGCUGAACAGGAGCAUCUCAGUACGUUAAAAUAUCAUCAAAAAGUGCUUUCAUUUCAGUAAUUUUCUUCAAAAAGCCACGCUUGUUAUAUAGAUUUAAUUCUCAUUUAAUUAUGUAUUUUAUGCAGUGGGUGAUAAAUUUGAAGUUAUGAAACUUAAGGCUAAUGAGAACCUAAGUCUGUUUCUCAGAAUGUUCAAAAGUUACAGUAAAGUUGACGAAAACAAAUCAUUUCCAUUCAGAAAAUGAGCUGAGUCAUCUGCACCCUAUUCAAGCAUCUCAAUGGAAAGUUAAGUGGAAGGAAAAAAACAUUAAAUACACAAAUGCACAGGAAAGAAUGAAAAAUAAAUCUAAACAGGCUUUACUUUUUGAGUUUAAUUACUGAAAUAAACUACAUUUUCCAUUAAUAUUAUGUCCUGAAACACCCUGUAUUCUGUGUGUGUUCAGAAAUGCUACAAUGAACCCAAAUAAACACAAAAAAAACACUAUUUAUACAACUAGCUUCCCUUAUAACCUUGUCUACUAUAGCUAUUUUCCUACAGAAAAGUGUCUUUUUAGGAUCCUGGUACUUUAUGGACAACAUAUCCCUGCAGAGGAUAAAUCUUGAGUUAUUUGUGAUAUUAAAAAAAAAAAAAAAAAAAAAUUUCUGCACUUCUUUGCUGAAUUUUUUCCAACCCUCUCAGGUUCUUCGAUGCUGUUAAGCUCUACAUCUUCACCACCAGAGAUGUGGCGCUGCUGUUUAUACCGUUUUAGGCGUUCCCUUUAAUAUCUCCGGGUUUAAAGGACUUUUAAACGAUGACGCUGGACCCGACCAGUCUAGAAAAGGCCUCGCUUUGUUUGCUACAAAUUUAAAGGCGAAUAGCGACCGGGUUUGUUUACUGACGGCUUACUAAUUAUUCCUGGUGAGACGACUAAGUGCAAACGCUGUGAUAAUUUAGCUUUUUGUUUGUUUGUUUGUUUGCUGCCGUCUCGUUAAAACCUAACUUGAAUUUAGGCGAAAGGUUCUCUUUUAGCGCCGCUGUCGCCGAGGUUCGACACGUCGACCAAUCAGACGGCAGCAAGGCAGCAGCCGUCAUGCUUGCAGUGAAGGACGCCAUCUUGUAGAAAACCCUCUUCCACUCAGCUCUGCAGGCGUCGCUCUAACUCCAGUCUUAAUUUCCUGCUUGCUUUUGUAAACGGGUUGCGGUAUCUUUUUUUUUUUUUUUAUAUAUAUAUAUAUAUAUUAAUAAAUAUAAGUCAUGCUAUGAAUAAGUUUAAGGUAUUUAAAGCAUACACAACCUCCCAGUUGAACGAGUCAGUAACGCAUUAUUAUUAUUGGUAAUUUUGUUCUAAUGUUAAAUAUUUUUGUAAUUUAUUUUUUGAGCUGUCGGCCACUGAUGCAGCGUAGCGAGGAGAGAAGGUACUGUGUUUUUAAACGUGCUGUUUUACCUCUGAUUUCUGUUCAUAGCCGAGUCCUCUCACUGCAUCAGGGUUCGGCAAACACAACGCGUUCUGCUUUUAUUUUUUUUUGGGUUGUAAUAACUUGUACAUUUGAAAGUGUAAAUUAUGUUUUCAUUAUUUUAUAAAAAAAAUAUUAAAAAUAACUAUAUGAACGCUG
This is a messenger RNA of Fundulus heteroclitus (mummichog), 8520 nucleotides long. It is a transcript of the gene sipa1l3, whose product is annotated as signal-induced proliferation-associated 1 like 3. The transcript is spliced from 22 exons. Gene Ontology annotation, cellular component: cytoplasm; Golgi apparatus; plasma membrane. Gene Ontology annotation, molecular function: protein binding; GTPase activator activity. Bases 322 to 5700 code for a protein of 1792 amino acids. Lineage: Eukaryota; Metazoa; Chordata; Actinopteri; Cyprinodontiformes; Fundulidae. Gene Ontology annotation, biological process: activation of GTPase activity; regulation of small GTPase mediated signal transduction; epithelial cell morphogenesis. The record is from RefSeq and is a predicted model, not a curated record.